Molecule: messenger RNA, 1841 nt
Organism: Aegilops tauschii subsp. strangulata
Lineage: Eukaryota; Viridiplantae; Streptophyta; Magnoliopsida; Poales; Poaceae
Product: polyamine oxidase 1-like
Biological process (GO): polyamine catabolic process
Molecular function (GO): oxidoreductase activity
Source: RefSeq, a predicted model, not a curated record
AACUCUGUGUCCGGCCGGCCUGUAUCCACGAGGAGAGACAUGACGCCCACCGCAACCACUGCUCUGGUGCUCGCACUGACCCUUGCACACCAUGCCUCCCUUGCCGCCGCCGCCGGCCCCAGGGUCAUCAUCGUCGGCGCCGGCAUGUCCGGGAUCUCAGCGGGGAAGCGGCUGUCGGAGGCCGGGAUAACGGACCUGGUGAUCCUGGAGGCGACGGACCACCUCGGCGGGAGGAUGCGCAAGCACAACUUCGGCGGCGUCAGCGUGGAGAUCGGCGCCAACUGGGUGGAGGGCGUCAACGGCGGCAAGAUGAACCCCAUCUGGCCCCUCGUCAACUCCACGCUCAAGCUCAGGAACUUCCGCUCCGACUUCGACGGCCUCGCCGAGAACGUCUACAAGGAGACGGGCGGCGUCUACGACAGAGCGUACGUGCAGAAGAGACUCGACCGGGCGAACGAGGUGGAAGAGGGCGGCGCGAAGCUCUCCGCCAAGCUGCGGCCCAGCGGCCAGGAUGACAUGUCCAUCCUCGCCAUGCAACGCCUCAACAACCACUUGCCCAACGGGCCGGCGUCGCCGGUGGACAUGAUCCUGGACUACUUCAAGCACGACUACGAGUUCGCCGAGCCGCCGCGGGUGACCAGCCUGCAGAACGUGGUCCCUCUCGCCACCUUCCGCGACUUCGGGGACGACGUGUACUUCGUCGCCGACAAGCGCGGCUACGAGGCCGUCGUGCACCACCUCGCCGGCCAGUACCUCGAGGCCGACAAGGCCCGCAACAUCGUCGACCCCCGCCUUCAACUCAACAAGGUGGUGAGGGAGAUCUCCUACUCCGGGAGCGGCGUCACCGUGAGGACGGAGGACGACAAGGUGUACAAGGCAGACUACGUCAUGGUCUCCACCAGCGUGGGGGUCCUGCAGUCCGAUCUUAUACAGUUUAAGCCACGACUUCCUGCGUGGAAGGUUCUCUCCAUCUACCAGUUCGACAUGGCCGUGUACACCAAGAUCUUCGUCAAGUUCCCCCGGAAGUUCUGGCCCGAAGGGAAAGGGAGGGAGUUCUUCCUCUACGCCAGCAGCAGGAGAGGCUACUACGGAGUAUGGCAGGAGCUUGAGGCGCCGUACCCAGACGCCAACGUUCUCCUGGUCACCGUCACCGACGAGGAGUCGAGGCGGAUCGAGCAGCAGUCGGACAACCAGACCAAGGCGGAGAUCGUGGAGGUGCUGAGGAGCAUGUUCUCCGGCGAGGACGUCCCCGACGCGACGGACAUCCUCGUGCCACGGUGGUGGUCCGACAGGUUCUACAGGGGCACCUUCUCCAACUGGCCCAUCGGCGUCAACCGCUACGAAUACGACCAGCUCAGGGCACCGGUUGGGAGGGUUUAUUUCACAGGGGAGCACACCAGCGAGCACUACAAUGGUUAUGUCCAUGGAGCUUAUCUUUCAGGUAUUGACUCUGCAGAUAUUCUGAUCAAGUGUGCUCAUAAGAGAAUGUGCAAAUACCACAUCCCGGGCAAGUUUGACUAGAGAUUUAAGAGGCUAAGCACCAUAAAUAUAUGGUGUCUGUUCCAAUGAAAUCAAACGGAUGGACGUCAGUUAAGUGAUGGCAGACUACAUGUCUGCAUCUAUAUGGAGUAUAAGUUAGCUAGAGCAACCUCUUCGGGAGAUCGUCAUGUGUCUGUCACCACGCCAUCUUUUUGUGUUAAAUCAAUUGCUCAGACUGUAAGAUUCAAAAUAAAAUAAAAUUUGUUCAGACUGUAGACUCUUCUGAGGAGUGCUACUUGUGUUUUGUAAUCGGUGGGAUACUCAAGUUCUUAAGUUGAAUAAAAUCUUGCGUGAAUCCUCUA